Sceloporus undulatus (fence lizard) is the source of this 11056-nucleotide messenger RNA. It is a transcript of the gene ZC3H12B, whose product is annotated as zinc finger CCCH-type containing 12B. The record is from RefSeq and is a predicted model, not a curated record. Bases 3141 to 5645 code for a protein of 834 amino acids. Lineage: Eukaryota; Metazoa; Chordata; Lepidosauria; Squamata; Phrynosomatidae. Gene Ontology annotation, molecular function: RNA endonuclease activity; metal ion binding; mRNA binding. Gene Ontology annotation, cellular component: cytoplasmic ribonucleoprotein granule; nucleus. The transcript is spliced from 8 exons.
UUCUGGCUUUUUAAAACUUGACUCCAAAGCAUACUGUGGGAUCCCAUAAGGCUCAGUCUUACCUAACAUGAUGUCACUCGGUGAGGUCACCUUCAGAUUGGGAGUCAAUAAUGCGAUCAGUAUGUCAAUGACACCCUUCUCAUCUGACUCAGGGAAUGACACAGAGAUUGUGAACAGGUCUGGACAGGGCUAUAGGCACAAGAAGGAACAAUGUGGUGCUGAACCCUGCAGAACAGAGGUUUCUAGGUCUGGGAAGCUGGUGUCCAACCAGUUCUGGAGCGGUUUGUGUUUCCCUUGAAGGAGCAGGUGUGCAGCUUGUGGGUAAAUCUUGCAUGCUCUGGGUAUGUCUAUCCAUGCUCUUGUACCUCUCUGGGCUGGAUUUCUAGGUUUUGCUCCUGAAGGUGUUUGAUAGCUUCAGCUAAUACUGUGCCAAUUUAGUUCCAGAUGAAUCUGACCAUAGUCUUCUAUCAUCUCAGUCAGUGUGCCUUCAAGUCAUUUUUGAAUUAUGGCGACUCUAAGGUGAACCUAAGGCAGGUUUCUUCAGAGUGGGUUUGCCAUUGCCAUCCUCUGAGGCUGAGAGAGUGUGACUUGCUCACGGUCACCCAAUGGAUUUCACGGCUGAGUGGGGACUCGAACCCUUGUCUUCAUAGUCCAAUGCUUAAACCUCUACACCACACGCCUCACUCAGAGAGCGAAGUGAAAUCCCUUGCGUUAAAAGCAUUAUUAUUUCAUUAUUUGCAGGUCGCUAUUUUGGGAACAGAAACCUUCUCUUCCCAAAAUAGAUAACAACUUCUGCUUUUUGGAACAGUCGUCGGUGGAAAAUUCCUAUUGAUUUCUGUGGGCUCUGAACAUUCAGUGAUGGCUUGAAGAACCUUUCCAUAGGCAUUGCCUCUGUGGAAGUGAAUCUCGAUACCUUGUCUGGCGUUAUGAAGAUAAAAACAGUGUUGUGUAUCAUGAUUUUUGCCGCCUUUGUGCCUUAAUACGUUUAAAGCUGGGGCUGAACACAAACAAAUUGAGAAAUUAGUAUUUCCAGCCUAUUCUAACCUUGUAGGAUGUAAUUAGCAGGGAAGCAUGAUUCCUUUUGAUUUUCCUGUGCAGAAGGGAUAUUGAUACUUCAGACCCAGCACUAUGAGAGCAGAAUUCAAGUACUUCUCAAACACACGUUGGCUCUGAGUUGCAUUAUAUCAGCCUCGCCAGUCGGUCGUGACUCUGCUGAAAAGCGGUGUUUAGCUAAGGAUGCCCAGUUGCUAAGCAAUGAGCAUCCGAGGCUUAAACACUUAAAGCUGUAGUGCAAAGUUUUCCCUUCUGAGCCAUAACAUAUUUUGAUGUUGCAAAUGGGAAGGUUGCGGUCCUUCUUCCCCAUCCUCAGCUUAUCAUUCAGGAGGCAUUUUGUACGAGGGCGACUCCGUUAUUGUACAAAAGGUUUAACGUCUGGGAAUUUUGCAGCUUGUUUCUAAUAAUGUUGCCUCGCAUUAUCUACAGCAGCAGACCAAACAAAUGAACAAACAACCCUAACCCCUUUCUCUGUUACAGGGGAGGGAGGAUGCGUUUGGCUUAGUGUGAAACAGUGGGCAAAGCCCAGUUUGCAAAAGAAGGCUUAGCUGGACAAAUGCAUCCGAGGAAGUAGAUGUAAGUCUACAAAAGCUCAUGCUGCCAACUUCUUUCUUUCAGUUGGUCUCAAAGGGACUACAAGAUCUCUUUAUACACUGAUUUUACAGACUUCUAUGGUGCAUCUUUGAAUAUUAGCUGGACAAGUGAUGCUGCACAAGAAGCUGGAGAGCAGCGUUCGAGAACAGAGUAGAACUCCUCAUUCUUUUCUUGAGCCACCAGUGUAGAUUAUUGGUCUUGACCGGCUAGAAGAGCAGAAAAAUGUUUCCCAAACAGUAUGGAGUUCAAGGAUCUUGCAGUGCAGCCUGAAGAAAGACCUCUCCUGCAGAAGACUUGAGAUCUCCCAAAUAUGAAGUACCUCCCAUCCAUUUUUUUUCGAUGCUUGAAAUUGAAUUUGACUCCUGAAGAUGUUCCAAGACCAGCAGAAGGUCCAGUGCCUCAACAGCACAUUUGUACACAUUACAUUCUUGAAUCAUCAACCCUCCUCACAUUGCACAGAGCACCUGAGGAGGUCAGGCAGUCUCCUUCCAAGUCAAAGGAUGGACCAAACACUAACCAUUGCUCUCUUUCUGCUGUUUGGAGGCCAGUGCUAUUGCUAGUACAGCCAAGUCACCACUGUCCUUGCUCAAGAGGGAAGUACUGGUGGGAUCAAGGAGACACCAAAGUUUACAGAAGCUCCCCCACCACCCCUCCAGAAAUAUAUAUCUUAAUAUUCUUAAAAGAUAGGCAUCUGGGAUGCAGCAUAUCCAGCCGGCAUACAAUGCUGGCUCUCAAGGUAAAAAACCCAAAGAUCAGGCCAGAAUAGAAUAGAACGGUUGGAAUCCUGAAUGGCAGCACUCAAUGCUGCAACAUUUUGUUGCAAUCCCCCAUGGCUUUUGCACCGAGUAUAAGGUCGUCUCUCUCUUUCUCUCUCUCCGUCUUUUAAAAUCAUGUAUAAUUACUUCCUUAUAAACAUUAAUUUGGAGGCAGUCACGAUUCUCACAUGACGGUACCUUCCCCACCCGCCGGCUUUGAAUGGAAAAGUGACACAGCUGAAUUUUUUAAAUAGCUUUUUUUCAGCCCAUUGACAGUCCCUUAAAAAAAAAAAAAGAUAUCAGCAACCCAGAAGGAGAAGAAGCAAGAAACUCCAGUGAGUCAUGGAAGAAGUGGGUGUGUUUCUGCAGAGAGCAGCUUUCGUAAUGCAUCCCUGGAACAGAAAACCCCUGUACGCAGGCUCUGUGCUGGCAGAGCGCUCUCCUCCUCCUUUACUACCAGUGUGGAUAACAGCUGAGCCGCUUUCUUUAAUGGCAAUUAGAAGUGAGGUUGAGAUGCAGUUCCUCCACCCAAGGUGGCUGUGGGAAGUGAGAUCCUGGGGCGAUGAGGGACCUUCUUUGCCUUGAGGAGGCCGCAAGCAAGUUAUGGUUGGCUUUGUGGGUAUCGCAGAUCAAAUCCAACCUAAGAAGUAAUUGGCAAGAUGGUGCAGCGGAGGGAGAACUCUGGGCAGCUUUGGCAGUGAGAGGCAUUUGGGGAUAAGUGGCCAGAAGGUGACCGUGAUGACGGCCUGGUCUAUGGUGGAAAGGCUGAAAAUGGAGAAGCGGCGCUCCCAAGAAGAGAGGACGGCAGAACAAGACGGAGGGGAUUGCAGCCCGGAAUCGGAAGAGUGGACAAGUUCCGAGAGCGAAGCGGAGCAGCCGCCCUUCAGGAACAGCUGCAGCAACCCACAGUGGCGGGAAACAGAGAUCCCCCACAAACCUCACCGGCAGCUCUGCCGCUCUCCUUGCUUGGAUCGCCCGAGUUUUUCACAGAGCAGCCUCCUUCAGGAUCUGAAACUGGAAGAGCACAAAACGAACUUGAACAAAGAAUAUCAAGCCAAAAUUGAUUUUGCUUUAAAACUGGGGUAUGCUGGGGAUCAGAUUCAAGCUGUGUUGAACAAGCUGGGGGCAGACGCUCUCAUCAAUGACAUUUUGGCAGAGCUCGUGCGACUUGGAAACAAAGCGGAGAAUGAAGGACAAGCUGGUGCUGGAAGUACUUCUGCUACCGCUGGCACUGGCACAAAGGAGACUGCCAGCCCUGAGCUGUCUUUGGAAGAUGAAUUGGUGGACAGUUCUGACAAUUUGAGGCCAAUCGUCAUUGAUGGAAGUAAUGUGGCAAUGAGCCACGGGAAUAAAGAAGGAUUUUCUUGUCGUGGGAUUCAGCUGGCUGUCGACUGGUUUCUGGAGAAAGGUCAUAAAGACAUUACAGUGUUUGUGCCUGCGUGGAGAAAGGAGCAGUCUCGACCAGAUGCACCCAUUACAGAUCAAGAAAUUUUACACAAACUAGAGAAGGAAAAAAUCCUUGUCUUCACUCCGUCUCGGAGAGUUCAGGGGAGGAGGGUAGUCUGCUACGAUGACCGCUUCAUAGUGAAACUGGCUUACGACUCUGAUGGCAUCAUCGUGUCAAAUGACAAUUAUCGCGACCUCCAAAACGAAAAGCCAGAGUGGAAGAAAUUCAUAGAGGAACGGCUACUGAUGUAUUCUUUUGUCAAUGACAAGUUUAUGCCACCUGAUGAUCCAUUAGGACGCCAUGGGCCUAGCCUUGAAAACUUCUUAAGGAAGAAACCUGUUAUCCCAGAACACAAAAAACAACCGUGUCCUUAUGGCAAAAAGUGCACCUACGGACACAAGUGUAAAUAUUACCACCCAGAACGUGCAAACCAGCCGCUGAGAUCCGUAGCAGAUGAGCUUCGCAUCAGUGCCAAACUAUCUGCUGUAAAAACCAUGAGCGAAGGAGCAUUGGCUAAAUGUGGCACAGGGGCAGCCCUUUCCAAAGGAGACAUCACUUCAGAGGUUAAGCGCAUUGCCCCGAAACGUCAGUCUGAUCCAAGCAUUCGGUCAGUGGCCGUCGAACCUGAGGACAGGCUAUCAAUGACCCGGAAGCCCGAGGCCAACUCUGUCCCUUCCCUUGUUUCAGCAUUAAGCGUUCCAACCAUUCCGCCUUCCAAAAGCCAUCCAGUUGGGGCUUUAAAUACUCGGUCAGCAAGUAGCCCUGUACCAGGUUCAUCUCAGUUCACACAUCAAAAGUCCUCCUUGGAACAUAUGGCCAGUGUGCAGUAUCCUCCAAUCUUGGUCACCAAUAGCCAUGGGACCUCCAUCAACUAUACAGAUCAGUACCCAAAGUAUGAGUCUUUGGGAGACCAUGGCUAUUACUCUAUGCUCAGUGACUUCUCCAAUUUGAGCAUCAGCAGCAUGCACAACACGGAUUAUUACGGGGCUGAGGUAGACCAAGGUAUAUACUCCAGAAACUCAAGCCCAUGUCCUGACAGUUGCCUAAGCCAUACAAGCAAUGAUUCUUACUCCUCAUACACUGACUUGUAUCUGGGUGUGGGAGAGGCAAACCCAGAAGACAACGUCAAGGUCAGACUCCCGCCACAAAAUCGUCUCCAGCCUUUUUCUCACGGAUAUCAUGAGGCCUUAACAAGAGUCCAGAGCUAUGGCACAGAAGGGUCUAAACAUCCGCCUCGUAAACAUUCGGCUUCCCAUUUAGCGCUUCACGUCCAACAUCCUGUCAUCGGGGCACGGUCCAGUUGCCCAGGAGACUACCCCGCACCUCCAAACGUUCACCCGUCGGCCACUGCCCAGCCGAGCCGUGCCCUUGUUAUGACGCGGAUGGACAGCAUUUCUGACUCACGGCUAUAUGAAAGCAAUCCCACCCGGCAGAAAAGGCCACCCCUCUGCCGAGAACAGCAUGCCAGUUGGGAUCCUUUGCCCUGUCCAACGGAUACUUACGCUUACCACUCUUAUCCCCUUAGCAGCAACCUCAUGCAGCCAUGUUAUGAACCCGUGAUGGUGAGAAGCAUGCCUGAGAAGAUGGAGCAGCUCUGGAGGAAUCCUUGGGUCGGGGUCUGUGGGGAGCUACAAGAACCUCACAUCAUCCCAGAGCAUCAGUACCAAACCUAUAAGAAUCUCUGUAACAUUUUUCCUGCCAGCGUUGUCCUUUCUGUAAUGGAGAAGAACCCCCAUUUGACCGACGCACAGCAGUUGGCAGCUAUGAUUGUUUCCAAAUUGAGAACGGGGCGUUAAAAGCCACUCCGUUUUGAGAAGAUAAGUGUAGAAAAGACCCAUCCAGGCAUCCCAGAGGAGAUCCCUGUGAACAGCCAGGGAUAAUUCUGCCCUUGUAAAUAGUUUCUAACUGUGGUAUAUGACUCUGUAUAUAUUGUUGCGGUUAUUUAAGAUGUGUGACGCAUUCUGUAAAAGCAGAUUAUAUUAUAAAUAGGAAUAUUUAAGAUUUUUUAAAGCCGUUUUUUGAAAAAAAGAAAGGCAUUUUAACAGGGAGUGCAUACCUUAUGCAUGGAUGUAUCACUUAUUGAAUCCAAAAGGUCAUGUGUUGAUAUGUCUGAAAUAGGUCCUUCAAAACUGUUAGCAAUUAUAUUGCAUGAGUCAGUGUAUAGUUUUAAGUAUUAAUUGACAUGUUGCUCCAGUAAAAUAAGCUCUGUGCACUUAAAACAUCCUCUUAGGUGAAGAGAAGCUUGGCUUGCUCUUCUUAAGCAUCUGUCGCCAAUGCACUUGUCACAAGACAAAGACCAGUCAGUUGACAAUGCCCUUUGAUGUGCUGCGGAAAUGUCCUUUUAUAAAUAAGGGACAUUCCCCAGACUUGAAGAGAACAAGGUAAGAUGUAGGAUUAGCAUACCCAAUGCACCUUCCUUAGGAAACACUCUUUGAAGAAUGGAACACCCAUGAGAAAUUGAAUGCUUGCAAGCAAGUAAAAUAAGUUUCAGCUAAAUACUAGCGCAACACUGUAAGUGUUAUAACUGGGCUUUUUUGCAGUCCAAAAAGCAGAAAAGUUUUAGUAUCCCAGAUUUUUCUGCAUUAUUUUUCUGGCUGUUUUGACCAAGCACCCAUAAAUUGGACUGAAUUUCGAUACUAAUGUAGAAACAAGCCAAUUUGGAGUUUAAAACCGGCCAGUUUUAUCUGAUAGCGGAAGGCAGGCUGAAAGGGGUGCUACACAAUUGGGUUGAUUGCCAACUUGCUUUGCAUUUGUAUGCUGACAUCCAUGCAAAGGUAUGCGUUUGCUUCCUGAAACCCCUCGUCCGACAGGCCAGAGCCGUCGCCGUCGUGCUGUGGGUGGCAAUGUUUGUGCAAUGGGUAUUUUUUGCUCAGGGUGGGCAACUUUAUAGGCAAAUGUCUCCCGCACGAGGCAUUUAUGGUGGCAGUGAUGGCUUUCUUUUCUCCUCUCUCUUUUUUAAAAUAAGCUGCACUGACCGGACACCCUUUUAAAAUCCGAACGUGUAUUUCAGCAUUUUGAACCACUACUAACUCGAUAUGUCUCGAGCUAGGACUUGUUGACUUCUACUGUAGUUUUUUUUCAUGAAAGUUGAGAAGGCCCGGUUUCCGGCCUUUUGUUUCUUCAUGAGAAGGUGUGACACUGCCUAAAUGUUUCUUACUUUGAAACACACGGAACGUGAGGCUGCAGUCAGGGUUGUUUCUGGUGUUUUGAUAAGGGCUUGCCAGCUGCUUUCGGGUUGUUUUUGAUCCCCAUCAUGCACCCUUCCUUGAGCGAGCGCACGGAUGCUCAGAACAGCUGAUGGCCUGGGCCAAACAAGUACCUCUAAAUCCCAUUGUGAGAAAGGCAGGAUAUAAUUCUGUUGAGGGAUGAAUGUGCCUUAGGUGGGACAGAUGAGGUACAAAUUCCAUUCCAUGUGGAUCCAAUCAUUAUUGUCUACAAGAGGUUCUCAUCCAGGCAGCAUCCUUAGUGGUAGUACAUUCAUGUCUCUCCCUAAAGAGGCAGAAGGGAUUUUGCAAUUGAUUUCAAGUAGAAGAAGAAGGAUCUGUGCAGACCCAGUCUUCCCAACAUGAGGAAAGAUGACAGGAUCAAUUCGCCCACCAUUCUCACUUCUUCACCAUUAAAAGGGACAUGUAGAUUCCUUGCAGACACUGCAGUUGCCAUUUCAGCAUUACUAACUAGAUCCCUUUUCCCAAGUUGUUGCAGAAACCUGCUAUGGACGCACUGUUCUCUCAACAGUUCUUUGUAAUCCCAGGUUGGAUUUCAGCAUGUUGCUCAGUUGGUUUUGGAAAGAGGGACACCAUGCUGACUUACGGUUAGCAUGGCGCCUGCCUGGGAGCAUCAGUCCUUUCAUCCAGUCUUUUAGAGCUGCCGAGUAGAAAUGCAAAUAGGCCCUAAAUGUGCUUUAGCCGGUGCGCAAUGAGAUGCACAGACCCAAAAGAAAAAUAUUGGGAUUGGGAUAGAGGAAUAAAAAUUUGGAGGGGGUUGGGAAAGGAAAACCACCAAUUUCCGCCACCAAUACUUUCCCGGCCAGGAUGGGAUCCCUUUAAUGGUUAUUUUCUAGCUCCUUUCCUUCUGUGGUCCAAAAAGCAGCUGAGAGCAAUGCCUCAAAUAACCAGAAACGACCUUUUGUUUGUUGAUACAAAUUGUAUCUUUCUUGAUUGUAUAAAAAAAUAUGUACAAAAGCCGUCUGUAGAUUUAGCUUCGGUAUUGUAUUUUCAUGACUAUGUUUGUGGCACCGUGUGUCACAGGGGUGUGUCGCCCAUGGAGGAUUAUGAAUCUUUUUAUUUAAGAAUGGGCACCUAACCAGUUUCUAGGACACAGACUUAGUUAGGCAACUUUGGGAAUCAACUUUAUUACUAUGAUGUGCACAGCGAGGGUGCGUGCGCCGAAGGCCACUGCGCUGCGUAAGUUAUAUUAAGUCUAUUUAUUAAAUGAAUGCAUUCUUCCAGUGAUUUUUCUUUCCUCUUUGUAAAUAAUAAGGUUGGUGUUCAUAUUUAUAUACGGAGCUAUUGACAGUAAUGCUGCUAUACAUCUUGCUUUAAGUAUCAUUUAGAUUCAGCGCAAAUACUUUUGUACGCUCCCAAUUUCUUGCAUGAAUUCAGUUUACGUAUGUAUUAAAAAUGGGCAUUCACCAUUUUAUUCCUAUUUUAAGGCCACCUUUUGCAGGGGAUUUUAGAGCAGUUGUUGGCGCAUGUGGCUUUUCUUGGGACUAAAAUAUUUUACCGUUGCUGUAAGCCUUCUAUAUACCGUUCUCUAUUUUUUAAAACCUCAGUAUAUUUUGCGUUUCUCUCUUUGGAAGAAACAUUGCUGUACCAUAACUGUAAUACUCCUUUUCUUUUUCUUAACCAAGGAAGGAGAGCCUUCUUUCCCCUUAAAAGAACGUUUCCAAAUCUGUCUUCUCCGCAGUUAAAGCGAGGAGAAGGAAAACUCGGGAGCGGUUUGCCAAAUGCUAUUUUGCGUGCCAAUGCUUUAUCUUCAGUGACUUUGAUACAUUAGUUCUGUCCUCACUUCUUUUCUCUCUCUCCUGUGCCAGUCUAAAGACUGGCAUUUCACCGACACAUCAUCUCUUAUUACAGAAUUUCUUCUAACAUAGAAGAGAUGGUAUAUUUGAAAUAUAAAAAAGCCACAGUCGCCUGUAUUGUAAAUACCAGACUUUGCUUUAAAAUGCUCUUUUUGAGAGCACAGUAUUUAAUUUUUUUUAAAUUGUGUACCAAACAGCUACAGAAUAUCUAUCUAUCUAUCUAUCUAUCUAUGAACUAAACAUGCCCCAGUUAUUUCCCUCUUGUAAAAUAUUUAUUUGAAUUUAAGAUUUUCCGUAACUUAUUCUGGAAGAGUGCGCAAUAUUCAGCUUGCUUGGCAAGUGGUAUAUCUGUGUGGGAAAACCCAAAAGGUCGUUCUGGAAUGCAAUUCUAGGUGAGGCAGGUUUGUAAAUAUCAUUUUAUUUAGUCUCGUUUUUGCUUGUAUGCAUUCAUGCGUCGGUUUGUUUUUUAAGUUGUUCUGGUUGUACUACGGUAGUUUGCUUUCCUCCUUUGUAGAAUUAAACAUUCUUGUUUAAUUGUUGUUGUAAAAAAAAGAACCACAAACUAUUUAUACAAUCUCUUUGGGUUUUUUGGUUGACCCAAAUAUAAUGUAAGUCUCAAUGACAAAGAGUGAAGAUAAUAAAAGACUUUUCAGCCAAAUGGCCCGGAUCCAGCAAGAGGCAGGCUGGAAAGUUGGCUUCUCCAAGGGCAGCGGAAGCGGGUCACGAUGGCAACCCUGGCCCUGUAGAAUUGGGCUGGGUGGCCAUUUUGUGGGGAAGGGCAUGUGCCCAGCUGGGGGGCACUAGUCCGGUGUGGUUAGAGCCGGCGCGGGGUGUCUCUAAUCUGUAUCUUUUGUGCAAUGCUUUUAUUGGCAGCUGCAUGUUUAAGGCAUGUUAAGCUGUUAUGUUAAGCUGCAUGUUUUGGCGUGGGCAUGCGUGUCGUUGCCUUUUGUAAAAAGCAGUUUUAUAGAAACUCAAAAGCUGAGAUAAUCACCAGCAUCAGCUUUGGUUGGCGGGUGGGAUGGGGUUUAGAGAAACUAGUUUUCCCCUAAAUGUGAAAACAGAUGGCUUUAUAUCAAUGAUUCCCAAACUUUGGUCCUCUAGGGGUUUUUUUGGACUCCAACUCCCAGAAACCCCAUCUAGCUUGGUCAGGAAUUCUGGGAGAUGAAGUCCAAAAGUUCUGGAGGACCAAAGUUUGGGAACCACUGCUUUAUAUUUUUGGUGAUCUACAGAUGGUGGUAAGCAGUUGUUUCCCUUGCAAGUUGGUUGUCAGCAGGCUAAAACACCCUGCAUGAAUAACCCAGUUGGAGACCACUUUUAACUGCCCUGGCUCAACGCUAGGGAAUUCUGGGCAUUGUCGUUUUGUGAGGUAUUUAGCCUUCUCUCUCAGUGCCACAACAAACUACAGUUCCCAGGAUUCUCUAGCACUGAGCCAGGGCAGUUAAAACGGUGUCAAACUGGAUUAUUUCUGCAGGGUGUUUCGGCCUAGUAGCUCAUUCUUAGUACCUACGGAUCAAAUGGGCCUAGCAUCACAAAGCUGCUUUCCGGUGCUACCAAACCAAUAGCAGGCAUUCCUGAUCUGCAAACCAAGCAUUUGUUUGGCCUGACACUUAGCCAGACAUACACUUGGAGACUCUUUGCUGAGAGUAAGAACAACCAGCACCAUGUUACUCAUUCAGACAACCAACUUGAGAAGGAUUUCUUUUUUUAAACUGCGAAUUAAUUGCUUACCAUGUACUUGACUGCUGAAUGUUUUCAGCCUUUAGAGCAUUAGCUUUCUGUUGGAAGUCUUGCCAAAGUGAUGAUGGCGGUGACGAGAAACCACUUUUACGUGGAUUCAGCAGACUCAGCGAAGUGAAAGAGGUUACCCAACAGCAGAAAACGCGUCGGGCAGCUUGUGUGCGAUGCCUUACAUUUGUUUCAACAGGGCUGCUAAAUACAUGCACGCACACUCUUGUGCAAAAUUUGUCGUCAUUUCAUGCUGAAAGAUAGUAAGUGCCCAUUAGCUCACAACCAUUUCGGGGGGCUUCGGCUUGCUUGUAUUUAGAACUCACAAUUUUUGGUGAGCGAUGCAGCCAGUGAGGUUUGUUUAAAUACAUCUUGGACUGACAGCUUCUGGUUAAUAAGGUUUUGUGUGGCUGUUUUCUAUCUGGACGUUUAUAUAAAUGUAUUCAAUAAACUGAGUCACUU